Cololabis saira (Pacific saury) is the source of this 3162-nucleotide messenger RNA. RefSeq names its product cholinergic receptor, muscarinic 5b (gene chrm5b). Lineage: Eukaryota; Metazoa; Chordata; Actinopteri; Beloniformes; Belonidae. The coding region runs from base 59 to 1591 and encodes 510 amino acids. The transcript has a single exon. Gene Ontology annotation, biological process: chemical synaptic transmission; adenylate cyclase-inhibiting G protein-coupled acetylcholine receptor signaling pathway; G protein-coupled receptor signaling pathway, coupled to cyclic nucleotide second messenger. Gene Ontology annotation, cellular component: plasma membrane; synapse; dendrite. Gene Ontology annotation, molecular function: G protein-coupled acetylcholine receptor activity; G protein-coupled serotonin receptor activity. The record is from RefSeq and is a predicted model, not a curated record.
UACAUGGGGCCACAAAAAGUCAUUUUGUAUCCAGGUUAAAGAGAGACAACAAAGCACAAUGGAUGUUCAAAACACCACUUCUGGCAACAUUUCACAUACCCAGGCUCCUGCUCACAGCCUUUGGGAGGUCAUAACCAUUGCUACGGUGUCGGCCAUCGUCAGCUUAAUAACUAUCGUUGGAAACGUGUUGGUGUUGCUGUCCUUCAAAGUAAACAGCCAGCUGAAGACUGUGAACAACUACUACCUGCUGAGUCUGGCCUUUGCUGACCUCAUCAUAGGAGUUUUGUCCAUGAACUUAUACACCACAUAUAUACUGAUGGGUUAUUGGUCCUUAGGGAACAUUGCAUGUGAUCUGUGGCUGGCAGUGGAUUACGUGGCCAGCAAUGCUUCAGUUAUGAACUUACUUGUUAUCAGCUUUGACAGAUACUUCUCUAUUACAAGGCCACUGACCUACAGGGCAAAGAGGACUCCUAAGAGAGCUGGCAUCAUGAUUGGGCUGGCUUGGCUGGUGUCUUUUAUCCUUUGGGCACCACCCAUUCUGUGCUGGCAGUACUUUGUGGGAGAGAGAAAAGUGCCUAUGGACCAAUGUCAAAUUCAGUUUUUAACCGAGCCUGUGAUCACAUUUGGGACAGCAAUUGCUGCUUUCUACAUCCCAGUCUCCAUUAUGACUAUCCUCUAUUGCAGGAUUUAUAAGGAGACGCAGAAACGGACAAAAGAUCUUGCAGAAUUGCAAGGGCUGACAGCAGAAAAUGUUUCAGAGGGCAUGAAACCACAGAAGACCAUAAUUCAUUCUUGUUUUCAUUUCCCCAGAGAGAGGAGAGACCAGAGUCAGGCUUCCUGGUCCUCAUCUAAUCAAAGUAAUGUCACCAAAACCACCACCAGGUCAGAUGAAGCAUGGUCCAAAACAGACCAGAUCACUUCCUUUAACAGUUAUACAUCGUCAGAGGAGGAAGAGCCUCAUGUUUCUAUAGAAACCCCACAGGGAUCAUUCAAAGAGCAAGUCAGCGGACAAAGUAAUAAGAACGGGCAGGUGCCCGAUUACACAGAAGACCAGUAUUAUUCCACUCCUCAAAAGAAGAACCACAAAAAGUGCAUUUCUUAUAAGUUCAAACCUGGCUCGAAGGGUAAAAACAGCAAUCCAGCAAGUGCAAUGCCAUGCCCUCUGGAGCCAAAGCAGCCGGCCAAAAACGCCUCCCCCUCUUCCUCCUCCACCACCUCCAAACCCACAGACACAGCCCUGAAAAACCAGAUCACCAAGAGGAAGAGGAUGGUGCUGGUGAAAGAGAAGAAGGCCGCUCAGACUCUCAGCGCCAUCCUCCUGGCCUUCAUCCUCACAUGGACGCCGUACAACAUCAUGGUGCUCAUCUCCACCUUCUGUGGCGAGUGCAUCCCCGUGUCGCUCUGGCACCUGGGCUACUGGCUGUGCUACGUCAACAGCACCAUCAACCCCAUGUGCUACGCUCUCUGCAACAAGACCUUCCAGAAGACCUUCCGCAUGCUUCUGCUCUGCCAGUGGAGGAGGAGGAGGAGGGGCGAGGACAAGCUGUACUGGGGUGGACAAAACCCAAAUAUCAACCAUAAGAUGCCCUAAUGUGGCGGUGAUUUCUUUUUACCCUCGUCGUGGAAUCUGUGGAUAUACAGAAAAGUUUACUGCAGCCAGUGGUCAUCUUGGGCGUGAAGUUCUGCACGUGCUUUCUGUGUUAAAAUACAUGUUGGCUGAAUCAUGAACAGAGCCGGAUGAAAAUAUUUAAACUGCUGUUGCAGAUAUACAAAGGAAAGGAAAGCUCACGCUGCAACAUUCUCAAACCGAUGAAAGUUAAAGUAAAGUUUCAAAAGUCCUAAAAAGGCAUGCAAUUGAUUAUACAUGUCAAAGUGUGCUCAUGGGGUAAACGUUGCAUAGCUGCUAAAUUACAUCUGGAGGUGUGAAAUCCCCCAAAACACUGUAAAACUCUGAAAGACACGUCAGUGAUUGUGUUGAUUGUGCCAGGAGAAAUACCUUUUCAAUGAGAAAAAAGGAUAAAGCUUUGUUUUUUUCCUUGUGUGUGUAAUCCUAUGAUCUCCUUGGGUGCAAUUUUAAAUUUGUAGAGUUUGUUUUUUAAAUUUGAUUUCUUUUACAGUCUUCACAAGCCCACACAAACGUUAAAAUAGUCUCUGUGCCGUAUUCUUCCAGGACUCCAUCCUGACCAUCUCAUUCAUGUUGAUUCAAAUGUAGAAGAUGCAGUAGACAAGACCACUCCUUAUUCUUUGUAAAAUACACAUUUAAGAGAUAAGCCAGGGCUAAUAUGAAGCCCUGAUCUCCACAGACUUCCUGUUGUGCAUAUAUCUGGAUAUACACACUAAAACAUCCAAUAACACAAACACAAUGAGCUGUGGGUGACACAUUCUUUGUCCUACAUGAAACCUCUUCUGUCUGCAGAGAGGGAGCAUCGUCAUAUUGUCAUCAUGUGAGUCACUCACUGUCGUUGUCCAGCAGGAUUUUGUUGGAGGCUGCUGGAUUUAUUGCAGUUUUGGUGUCAAUGAAAAUUAAUUCUACGUGGAAGUUUUUGUAUUAAAUAAUGAGUUGUUUACAUUCGUCACAGUCGACAUUUUCACCCCAUUUUUCUUACUGUGCUGCACUGUUUUGGCGUACUGUUUACUGACCUGCCUUUUCUGUCAGGGCACCAAACUUGACUCCAGUUUGUUAAAUAUUGGAUGGGAAGCAAAUUAGGUCUUCAUUAUUUAACGGCAAAAUGUAAUCAAACAUUUAUUGAUUCAAUUGUUUGAGUAAAAAUGAAAAACAAAAAUCCCAGGCAGUGGUUGUAUAAAAACAAAUAGUCACAGUUGGAUGUUUGUGUGAUGUUUCAUUCUCCUAUCAUUUUAUUUGUAAUUCAGUGCAGUAUAGCUCUGCACUUUUUUUUUUUGCUCUACAUUCUCUGUUCAUCUGGAAGCAUAGACUGGAAUCUUUAGAAACAUAAAUGUGAUGUCAGAGAAUCAGUUAAAUUAACCGAGCUUUAUUGCAUUAAAAGUAGAGUAAGUCAUUUUUGGAUGAUGUCACAUCUGUUCAUAUUUGAACUCUCCCAAGCCUCUCCUCCUCCCUCAUUUCAUGGGUAUCAACACAAACCUUCCUUUUGUUUUCUUUCAACUGCUUUCACGUGAUGGGCAGUCAGCAUCCUGGGAAGAGAU